Molecule: messenger RNA, 1622 nt
Organism: Sorex araneus (European shrew)
Lineage: Eukaryota; Metazoa; Chordata; Mammalia; Eulipotyphla; Soricidae
Gene: ECSIT
Product: ECSIT signaling integrator
Exons: 9
Coding region: 218-1525 (435 amino acids)
Cellular component (GO): mitochondrion
Source: RefSeq, a predicted model, not a curated record
AAUAUGGCGGCGCCCAGCGGCAAGGCAAAGCUGGCCGGGAAUUCGUAGCCGCUCCAGUGAAUAGAUGAGGCAAUUAACGCUUGGAGGGAUUAAGGCCCUUUUGCUGGAGAUCUCUUCGGAAGUUAGGCUAGAAUUCGGUCCUGCGUCUGCCUGUUUGACCCACGGAAUCCCGAAUCCUGGCAGCCAGUCUUAGAACUGCUGUGAUUGCCCGGCAAGCAUGAGUUGGAUCCGAGCCAUCCUGCAGGCCCCAGGCCUCUCCCGGUGCUGGGGAGGUGUCUGCGGGGGCUCACUAACGGGAGCCUCCUUUCCUCAGGUGUUCCCCCAGAUCCAGCGGGGUCUCCACUGCAGCAGCGCUGCCUACACCUCCUCGGAUUCCUCCCUGGUCCCACGCCCCCCAGAGCCCUCCGGGCAGCCCCCCCAGGCUCCAGCACCCCAUGAGGAGCUGUUCGGGCCGGCGGCAGGGGGUGCGCAGGACAAGGCGGGCUUCGUGCGGGCGGUGCAGAGCUUCUCCCAGCGCAGUGUGCAUAAGCGCGGCCACGUGGACUUCAUCUACCUGGCGCUGCGCAAGAUGCCGCAGUUCGGCGUGGAGCGCGACCUGGCCGUCUACAACCUGCUGCUCGACGUCUUCCCCAAGGAGGUCUUCCGGCCGCGCAACAUCUUCCAGCGCAUGUUCCUGCACUACCCACGCCAGCAGGAGUGUGGGCUGGCCGUGCUGGAGCAGAUGGAGAAUCACGGGGUGAUGCCCAACAAGGAGACAGAGUUCCUGCUCCUCCAGAUCUUCGGCCGCAGGAGCUACCCCAUGCUCAAGCUGGUGCGCAUGAAGCUCUGGUUCUCCCGCUUCAGGCACGCCAACCCCUUUCCCGUGCCCGCGGAGCUGCCCCAGGACCCCGUGGAGCUGGCCCGCCUGGGUCUGCGGCACAUGGAGCCUGACCUCAGCUCCAGGGUCACCGUGUACCAGAUGCCUUUGCCCCAAGACCCUGUGGGAAGCCGGAGCCUGGCAGAGCCCCACACACCGCACAUUGUUGGAAUCCAGAGCCCCGAUCAGCAGGCGGCCCUGGCCCGCCACAACCCAGCCCGGCCUGUGUUCGUGGAGGGCCCUUUUUCCCUGUGGCUCCGGAACAAAUGUGUCUAUUACCACAUCCUAAGAGCUGACCCACUGCCCCCUGAGGACAGGGAAGCUGAGGAGAUUCCGGAAGAGUGGAACCUUUACUACCCAAUGCAGCUGGCCCUGGACUAUGGCCGGAGCGGCUGGGAUGAUUACAACUUCGACAUCGAUGAAGUGGAAGAAGGCCCCGUCUUUGCCAUCUGCAUGGCAGGGGCCCAUGACCAGUCCACCCUGGCCAAAUGGAUCCAGGGCCUGCAGGAGACCAACCCGGUCCUGGCCCAGAUCCCCGUGGUCUUCCGACUGACUGGCUCGGCUGGGGAGCUCCAGUCACCCACAGGGCUGGAGGAGGCGCCGCCGCCGCCGCCCGAGAACCAAGAAGAGGACCAGGACGGACAGCGACGGCAGCGGGGCCAGAGCUGAGGGCGAGUGGCCACGGGGACUGCUGGCCCUGGACUGCUGGGGGAAUCGUGCUGAGUGGGGAGUGUUCAGCAAAUAAAAGAUCAAACACGCCAACAAA